This is a messenger RNA of Penicillium subrubescens, 627 nucleotides long. Its product is annotated as aminoacyl-tRNA hydrolase PTH2. Lineage: Eukaryota; Fungi; Ascomycota; Eurotiomycetes; Eurotiales; Aspergillaceae. Bases 1 to 627 code for a protein of 208 amino acids. The record is from RefSeq and is a predicted model, not a curated record. The transcript has 2 exons. Gene Ontology annotation, molecular function: peptidyl-tRNA hydrolase activity. Gene Ontology annotation, cellular component: cytosol; mitochondrion.
AUGGCAGCUCCACUAGAUCGCACAUCCCCAACAACAGCCGCCUACGUGAUUGCCACGGCCAUUGUCGCCGGCGUCACAGGAUACUUCAUCGGCCAAGGUGCCUCGCUCGGCCUUUUCAGAGAGAAACAGGGCUGGCCCAACGGCUACGACGUGAAGGUCCACAAGGACUCCUCCUCCGAAGAACAUGACGGAGAAGAAUCCGAGGAUGACGAGAGUAACGACGAGGACGAGGGCAAUGGCGAAGAACUCGCUGCUUUCAAGGAUAAUGAGGAGGAGGUGAAGCUUGUGCUGGUCGUGCGUACGGACCUGGGUAUGACCAAGGGUAAAAUCGCCGCCCAAGCCUCCCACGCUACCCUCGCCUGCUACAAAUAUUUCAUCACUCACCAACCGGAGUCGCCCAUCUUGCGCCGCUGGGAGCAAGGCGGCCAGGCCAAGAUCGCGCUGCAGAUUAAGUCAGAGGAUGAGCUGCUGCUGCUCCAGGCGCAGGCGAUGAGCCUUGGGCUUUGCGCGCGCGUUAUUCAGGAUGCUGGGCGCACGCAGAUUGCUAGUGGUAGUCGCACUGUGCUGGGUGUUUUGGGACCUAAGAGUGUUGUUGAUGGGGUGACGGGACACUUGAAAUUGUUGUAG